This is a messenger RNA of Leptinotarsa decemlineata (Colorado potato beetle), 1584 nucleotides long. RefSeq lists its product as uncharacterized. Gene Ontology annotation, cellular component: cytoplasm. Gene Ontology annotation, biological process: multicellular organism development; proteasome-mediated ubiquitin-dependent protein catabolic process. NCBI's taxonomy places the organism in Eukaryota, Metazoa, Arthropoda, Insecta, Coleoptera, Chrysomelidae. The record is from RefSeq and is a predicted model, not a curated record. Gene Ontology annotation, molecular function: ubiquitin protein ligase activity; ubiquitin conjugating enzyme binding.
GCAUGUAGUUCACAGAUCUUGUUUAUUUUUGUUAAAAAACUUGUUGCUGCUUAACUUAUUCCGACGAAUUGUUCUGAACGUAGACGAGUAAUGGUAAAAAGCACUAAUUAUUGUGUUUCGAUAGUAUGAGUAGAAAACAUUUUAUCCGUGAAAUUGAACUUUCAAAUAUUCUAAUAAGGAGAUUGGUAAUAUUCAUUUACCCAAAAAUCUCACCAUCCAUAAAAUACUACUGGUUUGACAAACAUGAUGGAUAGCCUGAAAGAUGUAGUUGAUGAAAUGUUGAAAAUCACAUGUGUUCUCUGCAAUAAAUAUGUAACUGUACCUCCUAUUUAUGUGUCUGAAGAUGGAAGAAAAUACCGUUGUGGCAGAUGCAAGGAUAUUAAAUGUGAAGUAAAUAAUAGGUGUUUACUAUACGAGAACAUUGGGAAGUUUUUAAAGUUUCCAUGUAUCUAUAAAAAAUGUACUGAGUUAAUUUCAUGGGGAGAGGUAGAGGGGCAUGAAAAAAUGUGUGCUUACAGGACUAUGACUUGUCCUAUUUAUUAUAACAAUAACUGUAGGAAACAAAUUGAAAGUGAAAAUCUAGUUUCACACAUAAAAGCUGAACACAUUCUGCUUUAUCGUGAAGGGACACUUACUACCACUCAGACUAAAGGUAAAAGAAAGGUGAUAGUUUUGGUAGAACAGGGAAUACCGUUUUUGAUCUUUUUGGGUAAACAAAAAGUUUCUAUUACUUCCAUGAAACCAAAUAUAUGCUCCACUUAUGAUUUGAAAUUGAAUGGGCCCCUUUCUCCAUCAUUGUUAUAUGAGCAUCAGAAAAUAAAUGAAGGUUAUGAUGAAUUGAUAAAUUGUAUCGAAUGCAUUGCAGAAAAAUGCCAAAGAAAAUAUCAUCUGUAUUCGACAUUGUAUGGCAAUGAAAAUGAAAAGUUACAAUAUACUUCCGUUAAUUCUGUAGUACUUGAAAAUAUAUUUGGUUAUUACUAUGAACUCACAUAUACUAUCAAUAUUUUCGUUGGUGGAAAAAUUGAUGGAAAAGAAGUCAGAGAUGUUGCCGUUUCCACGGAUGUUAUGAAUAGCACACAAUUAGCCAUACAGAAUAAUGAUGUAUGGAAAAACUUCGAAUGUCCAGUGUGCAUAGAAUAUAUGACUUCUCCAAUAUUCACUUGUCAAGCUGGACAUCCAAUUUGCAACAGUUGCAAGUCGAAACUUAGCACCUGUCCAACAUGUCAAUCAGCAAUUGGAUCUUCAAGAAACUUUCCUCUUGAAAAUUUAGCAGAAAUUUUGAAAGUUUCUAAUUCAUAUCGAAAGGAUAUGAGGUGUAACAAUUCAGAAGAUUCAAAAGAGAUGUCCAUUCCUGAUGUGGAUUCUUCGAAAACUGAUUGACUGCCUUGUGGUAUGUGUUGGUUACGUUGAAUACUUAUAUUUGAUUUGUGAAUUUUAUUUCAAUUUUGAGUAACUUCCAAUUAUUUCAACGUAGAUUUUGCUAUCAUGCCUCAUCCUAGUAUUCCAUACAUACCUGAGUACAUUUUGAUUGAACUUGUCAAAUACAAUUUUUCCACUACAUUGAAUAAAGUCAUCAUAUUUGUA